UGUAUAAAAGAAUAACGAUUCUUUACUUUUCAUAAUUCAAAAUAAUGACUAAUAAGCACCUAUUUAUUGUUCGUCUAGUUUAAAAUACUUAUUCAGCCACCGUUUGUUCCCACAUACCAAACAAUCGUCAAAUGACGAAAAUGACAAUGGAAAAGACAAAAAAACCCUUGAAAUUGAAGAGAGAGAGAGAGAGAGAGAGAGAGAGACAGAAAUGAAAUAUUAAUCUUUGAUAUUGAAUCCCCAUCUCUAUCCAAUCCACUCUCGAGCUGAAAAGCAAAUGCUGACAAAAGUUUUAGCAUUCUUCUCCAUCUCUCUCUAAGAAAAGUGUAAAGUGGGCUCCUACCCACUUGGCCCCGCAUUCAUUACGAGCUCCAACGUUAUUCUACUUUUUCAAACUACUUUGGAGCCAAAUUCCAUUUUUAAACUUCAACGUUUUCCUCUCCCUUCCUUUGCCUUUGCCGCACCACUCCCACCAUGAACGUCACAUUCUAACACACCAUUUCCGAGCUUCUACCGACGCUGGAUGGGGUGUUUUCUUGCUUGUUUCGGGUUCCAAAAGCGGCGCAGAAAACGCCGAUCACYGCCCAAUGGACUCACAAUUGGCGACCAAAUACAUCUAAGCUAUGAGCCUUUGGAUUCCUCCCGGGUGAUUGCAACUAGUGACACUUGCAACGAACCCGAGAUUCUGAAUUCUAAACCGAGUUCUGUUGGCAGGGAUGGACCUAAGGAGCAGCCUUGGGUCAAAAUCAGGAAGAAAGUUAGCUUUAAUCUAAACAUUCAGACUUAUGAACCUGUCCCAGACUAUCAAUAUUUCCUGGAGAGUGAUGAAGAGGUAAGAACUGAGGAACAUCAUCAAGAAGCAACAGCUAGAACCGAUUCUACUUCACUUCCAGAAAAGGUGUUUACAACGUCGAAUUACCCUCAAAACCACAGAUACCAGAAUUGCAGGGAUAGUGAUAAUGAAGAAGAAGAUGAUUUAUCAUAUGGGGAAAGUGAUUUGGACGAUAGUGAAAUUGAUGAAGAUCAAGAAGAAAACAAUGAUGAGUUUAAACCAUGUGAAUCAGAAACUAAUACUGUAGAGAGGAGCCAACAUGUUCAUUCUGUACUAAAACCAGUAGAAAAUCUUACUCAAUGGAGGACAGCCAAAGCAAAAACAACAACAAUCACUAAGCAGCAGACGGAAAUCAAGAUUAAGACAUCAGAGAAGCCACAAUCUCCCGUAUCUUUCAGUUCAAAUGCAAGUUUAACUCAACCACCAUUUAAAUCAAGAUCGAAAUCGUGCUUACCUGAUACUCAAAUGCAAGAAAACCUGGUGCAUUCAAGCCUCUCAGAUUGGUUGGUCUGAACUGCAUAAAGGCUUGUCAGUUGCCGGAUUCAAGUGGAAUCAUGCAGAAAAGAAGCUAGAACAUAAACAACUUCAUGAAAACAAUAAAGGUUACAGAACCUCUUUCUCUUAUCUUUUAUGUAGCAAGGAGAAACUCGAAUGAAAAAAAAAAGUGUGGCAUUGAUCUAUCAAACUCCCUGGCCUGCUUCAGUGGGAGUGGCACACAGAUUUGUGUUGAAGUUUUUUAUUUUUUAUUUUUUAAUUAUCUUUUAUGACCUUGUGUUUGUGGCAGAUGGUUUUGUUUGGUAAGUUUGCUGAUUCUUGGAGAUA
Momordica charantia (bitter melon) is the source of this 1654-nucleotide messenger RNA. Lineage: Eukaryota; Viridiplantae; Streptophyta; Magnoliopsida; Cucurbitales; Cucurbitaceae. The record is from RefSeq and is a predicted model, not a curated record.